Lontra canadensis (Northern American river otter) is the source of this 1105-nucleotide messenger RNA. Its product is annotated as olfactory receptor 10A4. Bases 128 to 1105 code for a protein of 325 amino acids. The transcript has a single exon. Gene Ontology annotation, biological process: G protein-coupled receptor signaling pathway. The record is from RefSeq and is a predicted model, not a curated record. Lineage: Eukaryota; Metazoa; Chordata; Mammalia; Carnivora; Mustelidae. Gene Ontology annotation, cellular component: membrane. Gene Ontology annotation, molecular function: G protein-coupled receptor activity; olfactory receptor activity.
UUGGAAGGUACUGCUUUUGAUUGCCAAUCACUAUAACAAGAAAGGUAGAGAAUGAGGCCAUAAAUUUUCUUUCUAAGGGUAUAAUAGAGGUCUAAAUAACAUAUGGAGACUUCUACCUUCCUGGAGAAUGAAUGCCAAUCAAAUCCUAGGAAGAAGAAUGACGUGGGAAAACUGGACAAUUGUCAGUGAGUUUGUUCUUGUGAGCUUUUCAACCUUGUCUUCUGAGCUACAAGCUCUACUGUUUCUCCUUUUUUUAACUAUUUACCUGGUUACCCUAAUGGGUAAUGUUCUCAUCAUCCUAGUCACUACAGCUGACUCAGCUCUACAAAAUCCUAUGUACUUCUUCCUCAGGAACUUGUCCUUUCUGGAGAUAGGCUUCAACUUGGUCAUUGUGCCCAAGAUGCUGGGAACUCUGAUCAUCCAAGACACAACCAUCUCCUUCCUUGGCUGUGCCACUCAGAUGUAUUUCUUCUUCUUCUUUGGGGCUGCUGAGUGCUGCCUCCUGGCCACAAUGGCAUAUGACCGCUAUGUAGCCAUCUGUGACCCUUUGCGCUACCCAAUCAUUAUGAGCCGCAGGGCCUGUGGCCAGCUAGCAGCUGCCUCCUGGUUCUCAGGUUUUCCAGUGGCCACCGUGCAAACCACAUGGAUUUUCAGCUUCCCUUUUUGUGGCCCCAACAGAGUGAACCACUUUUUCUGUGACAGCCCCCCUGUCAUUGCACUGGUGUGUGCUGAUACCUCUCUGUUUGAACUGGAGGCUUUGACAGCGACUGUCUUAUUCAUUCUCUUCCCUUUCUUGCUAAUCCUGGGGUCCUAUGUCCGAAUCCUCUCCACUAUCUUCAGGAUGCCAUCAGCUGAGGGGAAACGCAAGGCCUUCUCCACCUGCUCCUCCCACCUCCUGGUUGUCUCCCUCUUCUACAGCACUGCCAUCCUCACAUACUUCCGACCACGAUCCAGCACCUCUCCUGAGGGCAAGAAACUGUUAUCACUGUCCUACACAGUGGUGACUCCAAUGUUGAACCCCAUCAUCUACAGCUUAAGAAAUAGUGAAGUUAAGGCUGCACUGAAGCGAGUCAUCCACAGGACCCUGGGCCCUCAGAUACUGUGA